CACAUUUAACAGGUCGUGCGGGGCUGGGCUCCGGAGGGCAGGGAGACUAGAGCCGAAGGUGCGGCGGCGUCCCAGAAAGCGGCGCGGGGAGGGUUCCGUCACCUCGCGGCGCGCACCGGACGUCACCGGGGGCGGGGCCAGAGGCGGGGCCUGGCCUCGUUGUCAGCGGCUCGUAAUCCAUCAUGGCGGCCGAGGGGGUCGGUGACCGUCCCUGAACAGCGCUGGAGCCGGAGCCGGUUCCCGGGUCCUGCGGCUGAGGAGCCCUUCCGUUGUCCACGGCCCCUAUCUGCGGGGGGAGGUCGGGUCCUGCGACGGAGCCCGGGGGAUGUGACUGCCUGGCGGCGGCGGCCGUAGUAACGGCCGGGGCCGGGGGAGGGGGUGUUUCGGGCAGAGACCCCCAGGCUCGGAGCAGCUGAGGCGGCCGGGCCUCCUCCCCCGCUCCGCCCGCGACCCGCCUUCGGGGCCGCGAGAGUCCUUCGUCCCUUACAGCCCCGCCCCGGCUCUGGGACCCUCGGGGUGGUCUCUUUCCCCAGACCUGGGACACCCCGUUUCCUGAGGCGUGGAGGAGCGUCGCCCCCGGAGUAAGCCGCCCGUGCCUCGCCCCGGCAGCCUCCCUCUUGCCCCCGAGCCUCUCCUUGCUCCGACUCCCGGCCCCAGGUUUGGCCUCGGAGCCCCCCAUUCAAAUCCCGUCCCUGCUGUCAAGGGGCCUCCCCUUCCCCCCAGGUUGCUCCCGUGAGCCUCUAAUGCCCUGACUUUUUCCAAUGUCACCUACGGCCCCCUUAGUCUCAGCCCAGCCAAAAACUUUAAUGCAAAGGAAAAGCUUGGACUGGUUUCACAGGCCUUUUAAAAAGCGGACCUAAAAGUUGCUGGCAAUGCAUUCCUUCUCGUCUGAGUGGAGAGCCAGCUCUCGCUGAAGUCGGGGUGACCCGUGUCCUUUUCCGGAGAGCAGGGUAGAGAAGCAGGAGCGGCAGCUAGUGCAGCAGGAAAUUUGUCGGAAGACGAAGACACCAAGAUAGGGCUUGGGUGACUUCCCCAGGAAAAGUUCUGGAGGAGCAUCCAAACACAAUCAACGUUUCCUUGAUGUGUGGAAAUCGACAUGACUUUAGCCUUACUGACCCUUGUACAGCAUACCCUGUGAAUAUGUUUGUUUAGGUUUUUCUCCUUGAAAGGGAAGAAACUUAACUCAGC
Messenger RNA from Kogia breviceps (pygmy sperm whale), 1188 nucleotides. The record is from RefSeq and is a predicted model, not a curated record. Lineage: Eukaryota; Metazoa; Chordata; Mammalia; Artiodactyla; Physeteridae.